Molecule: messenger RNA, 1807 nt
Organism: Phialemonium atrogriseum
Lineage: Eukaryota; Fungi; Ascomycota; Sordariomycetes; Cephalothecales; Cephalothecaceae
Product: alpha-N-arabinofuranosidase 2
Exons: 1
Coding region: 107-1357 (416 amino acids)
Biological process (GO): carbohydrate metabolic process
Molecular function (GO): hydrolase activity, hydrolyzing O-glycosyl compounds
Source: RefSeq, a predicted model, not a curated record
GUAAACAGAUCCUGCCCUUUUCUUUCUCUCAAAGGCUGCCUGCCUUCCCCUGCCUGCCUCCUUACCCCCGCUCAGUUGCUCCGGGAUAUCUCCAGCAUCGUGAGAAAUGGCUCGCCUUGGAUUGAUCGGGGCGUUCUUAUGGGCAAGUGCCAUCCUCACCCUAGUCCAGAGUCAGUCCUUCGACCCGAACCAAGCAGGGCCGCAAAGUUGGGAUCCCUCCAAGGUUGGCACCGAUACGACAACCAAUGCAACGUACCGCAACCCCAUCUUCACCCAGAAUGUUGGAGAUCCCUUCAUGACGAGGUAUUCUGUCGAUGGAGAGGAUUGGUAUCUGUUCACAUAUUCGACCAAUGACAACAUCACGCUGAAGAGGUCGAGGGCAAUGACCGACAACUGGGACAACGCCGACACCCGCGUGGUCUUCAAUCCUGAUCCCGACAGCGGAGAGGCUUGGUCGACGGAUAUCUGGGCGCCCGAGAUACACCAGCUUAAUGGCAGCUGGUACAUCAUCUUCACAGCGACCCAUGACAAGGACAACCCGCCCCCGCUCCAAGACGCGAUGUGCCCAAUCAACUGCCCAGCCAUCAAUCACCGCAUGUUCGUCCUGGCGGGCGACACCGCGGAUCCGUGGGCGGCCAACUUCAGCAUGAAGGGCAUGCUCAACACCUACGACCAAUUCGCCAUCGACGGGACCUACUUCAGCUACGAGGGCCAGCUGUACCAUAUCUACUCAUGCUGGGAGCAGGCAUACUCGGCAUGGCCCGCCAACCUGUGCAUCACCCACAUGUCCAACCCCUGGACCGUCAACUCGAACUUCAGUGACCGGCGUAUUAUCUCCGUGCCCAACGAACCUUGGGAGCGUGUCCCCUACGGCCGCCCAGACACCCGCCUGGCGACCAACGAGGGGCCGCAGCAGCUGACGAACCCCAAGACGGGCCAGAACUUUGUCGUCUACUCGGCAGCGCGGGUCAACACGCCCUUCUACUGCCUCGGCCUUCUGGAGCUGGUGGGGACAGACCCGAUGUCCUACCAGUCGUGGCGCAAGCGCCGGGACGGCUGCGUCUUCCACCAGAACGCGGCCGAGGGCGUCUACGGCACCGGCCACGCCAGCUUCACCACCAGCCCCGACGGCACCGAGCACUACCUCGUCUACCACGCCCAGACGACGGCCAACCCGGCCGCCGACCUAUACCGCACAGUGCGUGCCCAGCGGUUCGGCUGGAAUGACGACCACGGCGGAGAUGGCUCGCCGAUCUUCCCGCCCGCCGAGAACGGGCCGUUCCCCGUGCCGGCGGGUCAGCACGGGUACAGGCCGGUGACGAUGCACUCGCUCCCGCGGUCUGAUUGGGCUUCCUGAGAACGGCGGGGGGGUAACCUUAUCUAUUUUUGCUUGCGUCAGAACUGCGAGUCCUUUUUUUUUUUACUCCUAUUGGUUAUUUGCGUACUUGCAGUCUCCGAUUUUAGUGUCGUUUUCUUCCUCAUCUUCUCGCACAUAAUCUUCCAGGAGUGUACCUCUCGUGUACUCCACUGUCACCACCCCAUUUUUGCCCCUUAAGGUAUUCUUGACGAGGACCAAGAACGACCAUCCAAAUUCAACUAUUCCUGUCAAAUUUGGAUGGACAAGUGACAGAAUCAAUUCCUACGAUUUCGUCAAGGUUGCAAUACGCGAUGAUAUCGAGGGCAUUGUUUUUGCAUCUUACGAGAUCGUCACUCGGAACUACCAGUUGAGCAGCCAUCUCCUCUAAAACUCGAUAGCUCUCUUGUCGAUACAGAAUGGGACAACUUCAUGUCGCGGGGAAGGUACCGG